AUACCUUCGUGUGUGCUUUGUAAAGAUUGUAGUGCUAUUCAGAGUUCACCGGCUUUUCUUCUCAGUCUUCCUGUCCUUGGCCUUUCUUUGCUCACAUUGACAACAACCAUGAAUCCAGAGCAACGAUUCAUGACGUCGGCAUCAUUCGCUAUUCUUGCUUUGUCUCGAUAUCUGUUGGCGCAGACUUCUUGGACGAUGCUAAUAAUGGGGUACAUCUUGGUGUCGGUGGCUAACCUCACGUAUUAUUAUUCAUUCAAGUCACAGAUUCGCCUCUGGUCUACAGAGAUAUCCGUUGCGGCAGGGAUAUUUCUGUUUAUCAUGUUUUGGACUUGCUUUGCUGAUUUACUAAUGUCAAUACCCUCUUUGGUACUGCUACUGACUGCCGUUCUGGGAACGGCAUGUGUGACCGUUGUUGCUGCUGGCUCAGUUUGUCAGCACGGCCUCGUCAGUGACGACGACUCAUAUCAGGACGGAUGGAGACUUGGUCUGGAUUCGAUGUUUGAACAGGAAAGUUCUGUAUAUCGGAACACUGUGCUAUCAAGUUCUGUUCACGAAGCAGUCGGCAUCAUGAAUGACGGCAUCAUUAAUGACGUAGGAUCGGCUCGAUUACAUGGCAGUGCUACGGGCGGUACAACUUUCCUUGUGUAUGUGGAGACUGAUGGUUUCAGACAGCAUACAUCGUCGAUGAUGUUCGGUUUGCCAUUAAUAACGCUUUCAUUCUUGUCAUUAACGUCUUCAAUGCAACCACGGGCCCGAUUCGCUACAGCGGCCUCAUUCGCCAUUUUAGCGAUGUCUCGAUACUUACUCGUUCAGAAAAUCCUCAUGGGAAGCCAUGGUUAUUGGCUAUACACUGGUUACGUUAGGCAACUGCAUGUAUCUUUACUCGUUCUAGUGAGUUCUUGGUAUAAAUGGCUGAGCAAGCUGUUAGGAAAGCUGGACCUGGACCUGCCGGAAGGCUCUACGUUAAGGCAGUUUUCACCGGAUUCAAACGUGGACUUCGCACCCAGUCCGAGCAUACUGCCCUGCUCAAGCUCGAUGGAGUGUUCAAUAAGGAUGACGCCAAAUUUUAUAUAG
This is a messenger RNA of Ostertagia ostertagi, 1074 nucleotides long. NCBI's taxonomy places the organism in Eukaryota, Metazoa, Nematoda, Chromadorea, Rhabditida, Trichostrongylidae. The record is from the annotation of a GenBank genome assembly.